CCUUUGCUCAAGAUGCUUCCAUAGCAAUCCACUCAUCUUGUUUUCAACAUGAAAGCAACAUAAUCAAUAACGCUCACUGUAUUGUGCUACAUGGAUGGACAAAGUAUAACUGGAUUUUUACCAACCAACUGGAAACAGAUAAAUAUGGGAAAUAUGCACCACAGAGUAAAUAUGGUUCUGGUUACAUAUUUGUUGAUUGCAAUCUCUGAACAUCCAACUUCUUCAUCAGAUCUCUAUGAUCUCCAUCCUUUGGAAAAAUCCUCAAACACCCAGCAAAAGGACGGAAAUGAAAUAGUGGGGUCUGUGAAUGACAAUGAUCAUUUACAUGGCAGAAACAUUGUGAAAUUUCCUGGAAAACAUUUGCUUGAAGCUGACGAACAAGAAGGAAACAACAGUAGCACUGAAGUCACCUCCACCUGGCCCUCUGUGCUGGGAGCUUUGACAGCAGUGCUUUGUGUCGGUCUCCUGAGUGCAGUGGCUGUGAAGUACCGUCUCUUCCGGUGCUGUCUGGCCAGAAACAGUCAUGCUUUACUGCUGGAGGGAGGAAUGCCAGUGCGUGGCAUGAGGGGAAGAAUAAUGGAUGCUAGUGGCGACAGUUCAGAUGAUGAUGAUGGCUUUAUUGAGGACAACUACAUCCAGGCAAAUGAGAGAGAGAAACCUGAGCAAGAGGAAAACCAUCAGGAAGAUAUCCAGGACAGUAAUGAUGAGUUGGUCAUGCCAGACAUUAUAUAAGGUGUCUACGUCCACGUUAUAAUCCUUUAUAAUCAUACAACCAAGAGCAUUUUCUUUGGCUCUUGAAUGAGAGUAGGCUCAUAAUACUGGAGUCCACAAAAAGACCAAAGGCCAUCCUGCUAAUAUAUUAGUCUUUGAUCGUACGGUGGAAGGAUCUGUUUACAGGAAAUCAAGUUUUUUUUUAUUUUAUACAACUAUUAUAUUCUAAAGGCACACCUAUGCAAAAUAGGCACACUGUUCAGGUGUCAUAAUGAAAAAAAAAACUUAAAUAAAUGUAUUUUAAAUAAUGCUGUGACUGAAAUGUUUUGUAAAAUAUGAUUAUAAUAUAAUUAUCUUAAUAAGCGAUGAGGAUUAUUAAUUAAAAACCAACAUGUUUGUAUCACAAUGUACAAGUUACUGUACAUCACCAUAAGUGCUAUUUUUAUAUAUAAGUAUAGUUCUAUCGGGAAGACACGCAGGCUUGAGUGAAGUUUGAGAUGCCAUUUAUUUGAUAGAUGUAAAACGGGAGGUGAUGUCUCUCUCUUUGGCGUAGGCCCCGUCCGGCAGUCCGAGGGAGUUGUACUCGGAACCGUCAUAUCCUGCCGGAGAUAGGAGCCAGGGGCGAGGAGCCUACCCCCCUGCGGGACAGGGCUCAACUGGUGGUGGUGGGGAGGUGGAGGUUGCAGUGUUAGCACACCGAAACAGCAAUGUGAUAGAUUGUGAGCAGACUUAUAAAGCAAUGGCUUACGUGCGAUUGGCUAGCAGUUAUCUAGCUAAUGAUGUGAUGAUGUACACCUGCUGGUCUUCCCGCUAGAACUACGCUGCACUUCCAUUUAUAAAACUAUUAUUAUUGACAGCUAUUAGCUAAAAUGUUCUAUGAGAAUUAUGACAAUUAAAAGAUGUUCACACUAUAUAGCUACAAUAUAUUGCUACACAAAUUGCUUUAUUGCUAUACACUAUAAACAAGUACACUUAAUUUGUGCAACAAAGUUUUUAACCUGUUUCAUACUUUCAAAAUUGUUUAACUAAUGAGAUGUGGUUGGAUAAGAUAAUCUGGAACAACAGACUGUACAGUAUAAGUAGAAAGUGACAAUAACUGAAUGUAGUGUAUAUACUGUUAAUAAAGUAAACUGUUAAUCGAUGGAUAAAUGAAUGUAGGGAAUAAACAGAAAGUAUGUGAGGACUCACAAAAAAGGAAAGCGAGAAACAAGCUUGGAGUGACUUGGAUGGAGAAAAUACAUGCAUCCUCAUCUGUUAGUUCUUUGAUUAAAAGUGUCUGCUGUCAUUCUGUCAUUAUUUACUCACCUCAUCGUUUCAACCCCAUUUGACUUUCUUUCUUCAGUGGAGCAAAUAGGAGAUGGUAGGUAGAAUGUUAGUGACUGGAAGCCUCGGUCACUCACUAUUCAUUUUAAUUGUAUACAAAAAGAUGUACUGAAAAGAAAUAUUACUGAGGCUAUCAGUCCUUAACAUUCUGCAUAAAAUCUCCUUUUGUGUUCCACCGAAGAAAUAAAAUCAUACAGGUUUUUAAUUUUAUUUACAUUUUUGGGUAAGCUAUUUUAGUAAGCCUUUUUAUUCUAUAAUUUGUAUUGUUUAUGUGUGUAUUUAUUUAAUGUUUAUCAUCUGUAAUUUGAAAAUGCUUUCUUUUAAAUACUGUAUGUAUACUUGAACAGACUUGAACAACAAGAACACUUUUGUAAUAGUUGCAAUUAUCAGGUCUGCAGUUGUUGUUCAAUUGUCUUAUUUACCUUAUUAGCAGAGAAACUCCUUUUCUUUUUCCACUGUAGGAUGCUUUACUUCAUAUAAAUAGUUCAAGUCAGCAUAAUAUACAAUG
Molecule: messenger RNA, 2542 nt
Organism: Xyrauchen texanus (razorback sucker)
Lineage: Eukaryota; Metazoa; Chordata; Actinopteri; Cypriniformes; Catostomidae
Exons: 4
Coding region: 91-732 (213 amino acids)
Source: RefSeq, a predicted model, not a curated record